AUGAUUAUUACACAAGUAGUCGGAGAAGAUAUACAAUCAAUGAUAAUGUCUUUAAUGAUUAAUUCCAAGUUUCAAUGUGCCAAUACAACUUGUUUACCAUUCAUUAAUGUUUUUACAUCAAAUAUUAUGAAUUGUCAAGUAGCCUGUUUAACUCAAAGUCAAUGCAGAGCAGCUACUUUUCAUCGAUCAACUUCUAAUUGUGAAUUAUUUGAUAAUAUGUUGAACCAAAAUGGAAAUAUGUUGGGUGAUGUCGAUGCUAUUAGUAUGAAUGUUAUUAGUGGAACACGAUUUCCAUCGGUAUGUUCUCUAUCUUCUCAAUCAUCCUGGUCACAAAAUGCAACUACUAUAUUUGGCAGCCAAGUAGGUACAUCUGGCUCUAACCUUACACUUCUUUCUAAUCCAAUUGGAAUGUAUUAUGACGGUUCUAACAAUAUGUUAUUUGUUGCGGAUAAUGGAAAUCACCGUAUUCUACAAUUUUCUAUCAACAAUCCACCUUCAAUCGCAACAGUAAUUGCUGGAGGCAAUGGCGGUGGUUGUAACAUGAAUCAGCUUGAUCUACCUAAUGGAAUAGAUUUUGAUAGUUCUGGUCGAUUGUAUGUAGCAGAUUUUGGCUGCGGUCAGGUCGUUAGAUUUCCAUCAAAUUCAAAUUCGACGACGUUUGGAACACUUCUCGGGUCUGUAGCGCAAGCAGUACUAAUAUCCAUAAAUCAAUUGACAAAUGAUAUCUAUGUAGCUAGCACUAAUGACAAUGCGGUAUACAAAUUUGUCGGAGGUAGUGGGUCACCAGUUGUUGCAGCAGGUGGCAAUGGCAACGGAAAUGCUUUGAAUCAGUUGUCAGGUCCAACUGGUGUUUACUAUGAUUAUUUAUAUACAAAUUCUUUGUACGUUAGUGAUAAUGGUAAUUAUCGCAUAAUGAAAUACCCAUCAAGUUCAACGAGUUUAACUUAUGGAACAGUUGUCGCUGGAGGUAAUGGAGCCGGAAGUGGAGCGAAUCAGCUGAAUAAUCCAAGAAAUAUAGUGGUCGAUAGUAGUGGAACUCUUUAUAUAGGUGAUGCAGGUAACAAUCGUAUUCAACGUUGGCUGCAAAAUGCAAGUAGUGGUACUACAAUCGUUGGCGGUACACGAGGAACAGCAUCAAAUCAACUUGAUUUCACUGACACAGUCCUCUUUGAUAAAUACAAUAACUUAUUGGUUUCUGAUAGAAAUAAUAAUCGAAUACAAAUGUUUAAUCUAACAACAUGCUAG
Molecule: messenger RNA, 1245 nt
Organism: Adineta steineri
Lineage: Eukaryota; Metazoa; Rotifera; Eurotatoria; Adinetida; Adinetidae
Source: the annotation of a GenBank genome assembly